AUGGAGAACAGCUUCUUUAUGAAUGUGAACGAUCAAGUGAGAGAGGUGUGCAGCCAACUUGCAAAGGACCCUCACCUGAAAGGAGGCUACAACGCAAUGGGCUUCUCCCAAGGAGGCCAGUUCCUGAGGGCAGUGGCCCAGAGGUGUCCUUCUCCUCCCAUGCUCAAUUUGAUCUCCAUUGGGGGACAGCACCAAGGUGUGUACGGCUUUCCACGCUGUCCUGGUGAGAGCUCCCAUAUCUGUGACUGGAUCCGAAAGACGCUGGAUCUUGGCGCCUACACACAAGCUGUUCAAGAGCACUUGGUACAAGCAGAGUAUUGGCAUGACCCUCUGAAGGAGGACGACUAUAGGAAAAACAGUAUCUUUUUGGCUGAUAUAAAUCAGGAGAGGGUAAGGACCUGGCUGAUGGCUAAAUGGUUUUCCAGUGACUUGGAUCUGUUCUCUAUUGCUUUCAUCCAGGGCAUCAACGAGACGUACAAGAAAAACCUGAUGGCUCUGAAAAAGUUUGUGAUGGUGAAAUUUCUCAAUGAUACCAUGGUCGACCCUCCGAUCUCUGAGUGGUUUGGGUUUUACAAAAGUGGCCAAGCCAAGGAGACCAUCCCGCUGAAGGAGACCUUGCUGUACAAAGAGGAUCGCCUGGGGCUGCAGGAGAUGGACAAAGCGGGAAAGCUGGUGUUCCUGGGGGUGAAAGGGGAUCACCUGCACUUCUCAGAAGAAUGGUUUUACACCACUAUCCUCCCCUUCCUCCAGUGA
Falco peregrinus (peregrine falcon) is the source of this 753-nucleotide messenger RNA. RefSeq names its product palmitoyl-protein thioesterase 1 (gene PPT1). Gene Ontology annotation, cellular component: lysosome. Bases 1 to 753 code for a protein of 250 amino acids. NCBI's taxonomy places the organism in Eukaryota, Metazoa, Chordata, Aves, Falconiformes, Falconidae. Gene Ontology annotation, biological process: receptor-mediated endocytosis; protein depalmitoylation. Gene Ontology annotation, molecular function: palmitoyl-(protein) hydrolase activity. The transcript has 7 exons. The record is from RefSeq and is a predicted model, not a curated record.